AUGGCUGAUGCACUAUGUGGACCGUCAAAUGCGCUUCAGAACUUCCAGAAGCAUACAUCGGUUGAUCGAACCCUUCAGCAAGAUCGGCUAUCUUCUAAACAAUCACCUACCCAGGGGUUCCGAUCCCAGAAUCCUCGAGAAGGAAUACUUGACCCGGAGUUCGCCGCAUUCGAAGCUAAUACCGCCGGUCCUGCACUGCCAGAUCUACAACACCCGGCUCAUUUUGGAGGACCAGCACAGCACUAUACUGCACAGCACCCUGUACAUCACCCGGCGAAUGCCAGUUGGGCGUCAGACUUCCAGAACUUGCAGAUCUCAGGGCCUUCGCACCCUGUAUCGCAACUACAAAGACCCAAUAUCGCACCAGCUACAGCACAUGGCGGGUGGCAAAAUGAAUUUAUGAACCAACAUCAACGAGUACCUAUGUCCCAGGCUCAGCAGAAUCCGCAAAUGCUUGGUGGCUACCAGGCAUCCUUUGCGCCCAGCUACCCGAUGUAUGGUGCCAUGAAUCAGCUGCAACCCCCGCAAGCUAUGCAGCCCGAACAACAGAAGCCUAUGGAGCAAUUUGACGAAUCGGCCUUUGAGGCUGCAUUCGACCAGGCAAGGGCGGACAUGGAGUUACAGGGGGCCGACCUCACCCGGCAAAAUACUCAGCAGACUCUGGAUAGUGAUAAAGUUGAUGCCGUGGAACCCAUCGCGCAAGAACAGAUCCGACUUGGAUCGGACCUCAUUCCUCAGAGCGACAAGGAAGAUCCUCAAACACGGGCCCGAGAUGCAGAUGAGCUUGCCCGGACCGCCGGUCAACUGCUUGAUAGCGUCCGCAAUGAACAAAGCACGAAAUUCCAACAAAGCAACUUCUUAGCCUUGAUGCGCCGAAUUCGAGAUCGGGAAGUGGAGGUUGAAGGGGAUGAGUUCCGUGAAACGGCGCAGUCUCUUCACCCAGGUGGACCAUAUUACCCGGGCCAACCCUACCCUGAUCCCGCCAUUACCCCAAGCAGUAAGGAGCCUCCCCUACCAACAGGGACCGACGUCAAACGUCUAUGA
Molecule: messenger RNA, 1044 nt
Organism: Penicillium nucicola
Lineage: Eukaryota; Fungi; Ascomycota; Eurotiomycetes; Eurotiales; Aspergillaceae
Gene: pex20
Product: protein pex20
Exons: 3
Coding region: 1-1044 (347 amino acids)
Source: RefSeq, a predicted model, not a curated record